Messenger RNA from Pristis pectinata (smalltooth sawfish), 1887 nucleotides. Its product is annotated as ICOS ligand-like. Gene Ontology annotation, cellular component: external side of plasma membrane. Bases 141 to 929 code for a protein of 262 amino acids. Gene Ontology annotation, biological process: T cell costimulation; negative regulation of T cell proliferation; cellular response to lipopolysaccharide. NCBI's taxonomy places the organism in Eukaryota, Metazoa, Chordata, Chondrichthyes, Rhinopristiformes, Pristidae. The transcript has 5 exons. The record is from RefSeq and is a predicted model, not a curated record.
GCAAUAUCGUUGCUUUUGCAAUCUCGUGGGCGGAGUCUGUGAGUUUUAACGUUGAACUCUGGAGUUCCUUCCCAUUACUUAUUGAGGUCCGGACGCGUCUCUCCCUCCUUCUCCGGUUCUCCGUCUCCUGGAUUGACAGGAUGCCGGUGUUCCUCCUGGGAAUGACCCUGAUCAUGAUCACGGCUGCAGAACAACCACCGUUACAAGUCACGGGGACCAUCGGGGGUGAGGUGGUCCUCCCCUACAACAACAUGGCUGGGUACAAGAGAGUUUACUGGCAGAAGAGCAGUCCCCAAACAACCAAGGAGAAGCUGGUGAACGCACUCUGCCCUCCUGCAGAGGCUUGUUCCCACAACAUCGACCCUAGUUAUGCUGGGCGUUCGGAGUUCCUUGCCAACAGUACGCGGGGAGACUUCUCCCUGCUCCUCCGUGACCUCAGCGUGGACGAUGAAGGAAUCUACAAGUGCGUGCUCCAGAACGAAGGCAUCUCCAAGGAGACAGUCAACCUGAGUGUCGUCGCCAACUACAGCCAACCAGUGGUGUCCGGUAACAGUGCCCGAGCCGGCUACAUAGUGAAUCUCACCUGUACGUCCUCGGGGGGCUACCCCUUAGCCGCACUGGAGUGGGUGAACAAGACCAGCGGUGUGCUCCUCGGCGAAGGUCCGAACCCCACCACCUACAGCCGGGACCACCUUCAGCUUUACCUCCUGAGAAGCGUCCUGCUGCUCAGGGAGGGCUGCGGCACCCUCAGCGUGGUUACCUGUCGGAUCAGGACCCAGAGCGGAGAGAUCCUGUGGCCCACUCACUUCCAGGUUGUCAGUAACGGCCAACGAGAGACCUUGGUGGGGUCGGCCAGGGCACAUUCGGCGUCCCCCGUCCUGAGCUCCACCAUUGCCGCCGUCUCCCUCCUCAUGUGGCACCACCUCUAGACCCCAGGGUCCGCCGGACCUGGGCCGCGGACCCAGGAUCGUCCACCUGCCCCCCUCCCUCAACACCCGGUGAGGGUGGGAGCUGGGGUCCAACCGAGGAGAUCGAUGGACAGGCCAAUGGUGGGGUCUCCUGACUGAGCCCCUCCUCAUGGACUACCCCUCCAUCACCCUGGGAGCCCUGCAUUCCGGGAAUCGGUGGGGGAGAGAGAGAGGAAGACAGGAGGAGUUGGUGAGGCUCCCUCACGGGGACUGAGGCUCCCUCAUAGGGCGAGAGUUCUUCAAACUAAGGCAUAAGGAUUCAUGGUUCCCCCUACACCCCCUCCCCGUCUCUGUGACCCCUUCCCUCCCCUACACCGCUCCCUGUCUCUGUGACCCCCUCCCUCCCCUACACCCCUCCCCAUCUCUGUGACCCCCCUUCCCCCUACAACCCCGUCCCUACCUCUGUGCCCCCUUUCCUCCCUCUCUCCCCCCACCCCACAACCCCCUCCCCUCAACUGUGGGGGAUUCAGCAAGAGAUUCACCAUGGAGACCACCCUUGGGACAUGUUCCAGUGGGACUUGGUUUGCAGUGGGGAUUCCCUCCCCUCGUCUGGACAUGUCCCUGAAACUCGGGCCUUAGUUGGUUUGUAAAUCGAUGGGGAUUCACUGUAACCUCUCCCACCGGGCACUCGGAGUGGUUUGUACUUCUGUUAUCUGGAAUAAAACUAUUGAACGGUUCCCUUAUACAAUGAGAUGGACUCUGACCUCACAAUCUACCUUGUUGUGACCUUGCACCUUAUUGCACUGCACUUUCUCUGUAGCUGUGACACUACUCUGUACUGUUAUUGUUUUUACCUGAACUACAUCAAUGCACUCUGUACUAACCCAAUGUAACUGCACUGUGUAAUGAAUUAACCUGUACGAUCAGUUUGCAACAAGUUUUUCACUGUACCUCGGUACAAGUGACAAUAAUAAACCAA